Messenger RNA from Serendipita indica DSM 11827, 399 nucleotides. NCBI's taxonomy places the organism in Eukaryota, Fungi, Basidiomycota, Agaricomycetes, Sebacinales, Serendipitaceae. The record is from the annotation of a GenBank genome assembly.
AUGCUCGACUUUUCUGCUUAUUUACCAACGACUGAUGGUCUUCUACCAUACUGGCUAAUGUUGACGAGCGCCGCGGGUAUCUACAUGGCCGUCGGAAAUGUUCUACACCCGCUGCACAACCGCAUCAUUUACACUGCGAAACCAGAUGAGGUGACGCCCCUAGCUGGACGGACUUCUGGAAUAUGGACGUUGACGACGGCGCUUGUGCGAAUUUUCUGCGCAUACAAUCUCGGCCAAAAAUCGUUGUAUCAUCUGACAAUGUGCACAUAUGUACUUGCGCUUGCACAUUUUGGGAGCGAGUUUGCUGUGUACAAGACUGCCAAGCUUGGUGGAGGUGUCAUCUCGCCGUUCAUUGUCGCCAGUAUCGACAUCGUUGAUCUGGAUGUCGAACCAGUAUAA